ACUGCGCAUGUGCAGGACAGCAGAAAGCCGAAGCCACAAACAAACAUCAAGCAGAGACGGACAGCAACACAGAUCAAGCGCUAUCUUGUAGAUCGCUAGCUACAUGAGUUAACUUUGAAAAAUGAAAAUCAAAACUAUCGUUUAAUAUACACUGCAGUUCCACCCUAAUGAAGGAGCUCCGUCCUGGCUGAUUUUGGGAGAUGGGAGUACUCAACAUUACAGACCAGCCUCCACUGGUCCAAGCGGUUUUCAAUCGGAAUGCCGAUGAAAUUCAACAACUAUUGCACAACAAGAAAGAGGAUGUCAAUGCACUGGACCAAGAGCGCCGUACGCCACUACAUGCUGCUGCCUGUUUGGGAGAUGUUCAUAUCAUGGACUUCCUCAUCAAUGCAGGUGCAAAUGUAAAUGCUAAGGACCAUGUGUGGUUAACUCCAUUGCACAGGGCAGCUGCCUCCCGGAAUGAAAGGGCAGUGGGACUACUUCUGCGGCAGGGAGCUGAGGCCAAUGCACGGGACAAGUUCUGGCAGACACCACUGCAUGUUGCAGCUGCCAAUAGAGCCACACGCUGUGCAGAGGCCCUGCUACCACAACUGAGCAAUCUGAACAUGGCAGACCGCACUGGCAGAACCGCUUUGCACCAUGCUGCUCAGAGCGGAUACAUGGAGAUGGUAAAGUUGCUGCUCAAUAAAGGGGCCAACUUGAGUGCCAAUGAUAAGAGAGAGAGACAGCCUAUCCACUGGGCAGCGUACUUGGGGCAUCUGGAGGUGGUGAAGCUGCUAGUGUCUCGGAGUGCAGACAAAGGCUGCCAGGACAAGCAGGGCUACACCCCUCUACAUGCUGCAGCUGCCAGCGGACACAUUGACAUCGUCAAGUACCUUCUGAGGCUCGGGGCAGAGCUGGAUGAGCCCAAUGCCUUUGGGAACACUGCACUGCAUGUGGCCUGCUACACGGGCCAGGAGGCUGUGGCCAACGAGCUGGUGAACCACGGAGCUAACGUCAACCAGCCCAACAGGAGUGGCUACACCCCACUGCACCUGGCCGCUGUAUCCACCAACGGGGCCCUCUGCCUGGAGCUGCUGGUCAACAACGGGGCUGACGUCAACCAGCAGAGUAAAGAAGGGAAGAGCCCCCUGCACAUGGCAGCUAUUCACGGACGCUUCACCCGCUCUCAGAUCCUCAUCCAAAACGGUGGAGAGAUUGACAGUGUGGAUAAAUAUGGCAAUACCCCCCUUCAUGUUGCUGCUAAGUACGGCCAUGAGCUGCUGAUCAGCACUCUGAUGACCAACGGUGCAGAUACAGCCAGACAAGGGAUUCAUGGGAUGUUCCCUCUGCACCUGGCUGUGCUCUAUGGGUUUUCAGACUGUUGUCGCAAGCUACUCUCCUCAGGGCAGCUGUACAGUAUUGUUUCAUCUAUGAGUAAGGAGCACGUUCUAUCAGCUGGGUUUGACAUCAACAUCCCAGACAACUUUGGAAGGACGUGUCUACACGCUGCUGCCUCUGGAGGAAACGUUGAAUGUCUGAACAUGCUCUUAAGCAGUGGUACCGACUUGAAUCAGAGGGACAAGUCGGGAAGGACUCCGUUGCAUUAUGCAGCUGCUAAUGGGAGGUACCAGUGCACCGUGACCCUAGUGAGCGCUGGCGCUGAGGUCAACGAGCCUGACCGUACAGGCUGUACUCCCCUGCACUACUCUGCUGCCUCCCAGGCCUUCUGCAGAAUGGACCGACAUUUCCCCGGGACUCUUCAGAGGGAGGAGGAUGGAGCAAAGGAGUCCUAUUUUAGUUGCUUGGAGCAUCUGUUGGACAACGGUGCCGACCCAUCCCUGGUCAACUCUAAAGGUUACAGUGCUGUUCACUAUGCUGCUUCCCACGGCAACAAGCAGAACCUGGAACUGCUCCUGGAAAUGUCGUUUAACGCAUUGGGAGACAUCGAGAGCAGUAUUCCAGUGAGUCCAUUGCAUUUAGCUGCUGAUAAUGGCCACUGGCAGGCGCUGCGUGUGCUGACGGAGACUGCUGCGUACGUGGACGUGCAGGAUGCCUCGGGCCGCUCUGUGCUCUACCUGGCCUCCCAGAGAGGUUACGCCCGCUGUGUAGAGGUCCUGCUAGCCCAGGGGGCAUCCUGCCUCCUCAACGAGAACAGACACAUGUGGACCCCUCUACAUGUCGCAGCUGCCAAUGGCCACACUGAAUGUCUGCACAUGCUGGUGGACAGUGGGGAGGAGGCAGACCUUACCAACAUUACAGACACACAGGAACAGACUCCUCUGAUGCUGGCCGUCCUGGGUGGCCAUACAGACUGUGUCCACCUGCUGUUGGAGAAGGGAGCCUGGCCUGACACCAAAGACAAGAGGGGCAGCACUGCCCUGCACAGAGGGGCUGCGUUGGGCCGUGAUGACUGUGUCACAGCCAUGCUGGACCACAAGGCCUCUGCACUGUGUCGGGACGGCCAGGGUCGUACCCCACUGCACUACGCUGCCUCCCGCGGCCACACUGACAUCCUCGCCAAUCUGCUGCGUGCGGCCACGCGCUCCGACCCUCUUGACUCCCUAUUGGACCAUGAAGAGUACACGCCAUCACACUGGGCUGCUUACCAAGGGCAAGAAGACUGUUUGGAGGUUUUACUUGAACACAAAAUGUGUAGUAUCCAGGAGGGAAACUCCUUUACCCCAUUGCACUGUGCUCUAAUGAAUGGCCAUAGUGGAGCUGCAGAGAUGCUGUUGGAAUCUGCUGGCGUACAGAUGGUUAACACCAGGGAUACUAAAGAAAGGACCCCUCUUCAUGCCGCAGCAUGUGCUGAGGAUGUGGCGGGGCUGCAGCUGGUCCUACGCCACGGAGCUGAGAUCAAUGCCGUGGACCACACCGGACGCUCUGCUCUCAUGGUCGCCGCCGACAAUGGACAGAGUGGCACCGUGGCCAUCCUCUUGCACCGAGCCAAGGCUGACCUGACACUGCUGGACGACAAUGGAAACACUGCCCUGCAUCUGGCCUGCAGCAAAGCUCAUGAGAUGUGUGCCCUGCUGAUUCUGGGGGAGAUCCAUAACCCUACCCUCAUCAAUGCAACCAACGCUGCACUGCAAAUGCCGCUGCAUCUAGCAGCACGCAACGGUCUGGCCACAGUUGUCCAGGCACUGCUGAGUCGAGGAGCCACAGUGCUGGCAGUGGAUGAGGAGGGACACACUCCAGCCCUGGCCUGCGCCCCCAACAAGGACGUAGCUGACUGCCUGGCUCUGAUCCUCUCCACCAUGAAACCUUUCCCUCCUCUGGACCCUUCCUCCUGCCCCUGCUCCUCUUCCUCCGUCUCCCCCGGUCUCAACCUACUGAAGCAUUGCGGCAUCACUGCUGCCUGCACGCCGCUGCCCAACGGAGGCCUCCACCAUCACAACGGCUAUGUCAAAGACCGCCAUGCCGCUGUCAGCCUGGACGGAUGUCUUUCUGAGUGAGGUCAUCCUACAUCUACUGUCUGACAGCACUACCACCACCACAGGGUAGUCUGUGUGUGUGUGAGUGAUCUUCUCCUGAAGUGCAGUCAAACCUAUAUGCAAAUGGAGCCCACAGCAUCUAUCUAUCCCAGCUCUGUAUAAGUUAGUGCUUAACACUGAGACCGAUCUCUCUUUCUGUAAGGUCACUGGAAUACUGCUUUGUCCCAAAAUGGUUACUAAUAACCACCCACAAACCCCUUUAAAUAAUGUCCCGCAAAUAGGUACUCGUCAGCACAGAAAAAUGACUGACAGCUAAAAGCACUGUUCAUUCUUUUUUCCUUUUUAAUCUUUUUAGUCUUUUGUUGAGUCACUUUUUUUCUCUUCAUAUCAUUCAGUAUUUAACAUCCUUUGACGUGCUGGCCUUGUAGAGAAAUGCACAGCCUUCCUAAAAGGAGAAUGAUCCAAAGGGUUCUAGGACUUUAUGAAUGAACCAUACAAAGUCCUACCCAAAAGUGCAAUGCUAAAAUAUAAAGAUUCUGACUUGAACAAAAAAAAUUAUAAUAUGUACCUUCUGUAGUAACCUAAUAUUUAAACUUUUGGCCUCGUUUUCUUUGUGGGGCAUUUUCAUAGAGGAGAAUUUCAUAGGGCUGCUAAAGUUUGAAAGAUGAAUAUGUAAGCAUGUCUCCUUACAAAGGGGAACAAUGCUCAGGUUGGCAUUUCAGCAUACAUUUGCUCUCAAUGCUGAAGUAUUGUCUAGAACACAAUUUUGUGUUUACUAAGUGAGAAUUUGGUUUAAAGCAUAUACAUUAUGACCAAAGGUGAAUAUCACUGCUAUGACUGACAAAAUAUUUAUUUGAGAAAUAUUUACAGAGAAAGAUCGAUGUUGAGAUACCUCUUAAGUCAUUUUGCAGCUGCUGAACGGCUAGACAGGGAAAGUAGUAGCAAUGAAGCCUUUAUUUAUUUGAAGUCUUUAGGAGCGGACUCGCCCCAUUGACCUUCAGCAAAACACAUUAUCUUGAAUUCUAAGAUUACUGCUCAGUGAUAAUCUUACAAGCCAUUUCAAUUGAUUUCCCAUUUUUCUUUCCUUAAAUCAUUCCCAAACCAUUUUGGUACAUUGAAUUCGAAUUACCUUCGGAGAGGAAUCCUAUUUGUAUUAUUUCCCGAAAUGUUACUUCAGCCGUUUUGGAGCUGGAGAAAUACCACUCUAUCAAAAAGCUUGUAUCUUGUCUAGUACGAUGGUCAGUUCUGGUGUGAGAUUGAAACGCUGGACUGACAGUGUUCUUCCCUUUUUUGUUAUUGUAUAAUUUAAGCAAUAUUUAAUUUCUGGCAUUUUGAACGUUAUCAAAAAGACAAUCAUAGUCUCAAGGGCUUUUGUUUCCUUGGAAAUCUUGUUUGAUGUUCACCUUAUUUGUUUGAGUACCGAUACUAGCAACAUGGAAAUGAUCUAUUCUAGACUAAUGGCUGAAGUCUGUGUCCAAGGCAUUUUUCGCUCUGUGCCUAGAACAAAAAAAAUGCAAUUGAUUGCCUCCAUGGCAGUACGGAUGCAGGAUAUGAUGAACACUAAGGUCUCACCCACUGGGUAGCAGAGAAGCAUUGGAUCCUAUUCAGACUUGUUCAUCUGUUGAGGAUAUGAUUCCUUGGUUGGACUUGAUUGUUCAUGUCUCCGGACAGAAUUCUUGACUAACUAAAGAGACUUGAAAGCCUAGUAGGUACGUUGGGUUACUUACUGUAGGAAGGAACUGAGAGGAAACUAAUGUUACACUCUCAUCUGGCCAGUAGUAAUACUUGUGUUUUUAGUAAAGCCGAUAAGUGUGAAAUUCCUUUUUUGGUAUGUAUCCUGUCUUGUGGGUCUACAUACAUUGUAGAUUGUUCUAUCAGACCACUGGAGCUCUUUGCCUGACUUAAUUUAAAUCUUUUUACACUACCAUUUCUAUUAUAUCAUCAGAGGAUCAAUAGAUUUCAGUGAUUCACUGGGACUCAUUUUUCAUUUCAUGCUUCGCCACAACCUCAUCUCUUGAUGAAUGCUAAAUGACAUGCAUUAGUUCUGGAUGAGAAAUAUGAGGACCUAAUAUGAUACCAGAGUAGCAUAUCAUGUUGUGCCCUAUAGUCAGUGUUGUCUGGGGGAGAGGAGGAACAAAGGGAAGUGUAUAGUCUUUUGAUGUCGUCAUGUGUAAAGGGGGAAUAGUCUCGGGCUGUGUGGAACCAGGAACCAAAUGACAUGGAUUGAUGACGAACAACAGGAAAAUCAUAUUGGCAUUAUUUUAGUUGUAUGCACACUACAAUGCAGUUCCAUUUUAGCCCUGAUCCAAGGCACUUGAGAUAGUUAAGCACUUUAACACAUUCAGCAUAUCUGUGUGCAGUCUGAAUAAAUGCAUAUGUAUAUUUACAUAUGGGUUGUAGCUAAAGUGCAAAAGACAGGAACAGAUUGCAAGGAUUGUAUACGCUGCUUCAUUGACUGCGAUUUAACUUCAAAACUCUAAAGCUAAAAAGAUCUCAUGGUCCAAAAUCCAGUCAUCACGAUGCGGUUUGAUUGAUGCCAGCCCAGGGUCCGCUAUUAGUCCUUGUGGUUAGUCCAGUGAUUUAGCUAGGCUUGCUUUCGCCGUGCUUGUAUCCUCCUCGGGCUCCUCGCCUAACUCCACACUGAGGGAUGCAUGUUGUACAAUAGAGACACUGAUUACCUCAAUCAUCCAACCGCAGGUGUGUCUGGCUAGCAGGUCGGGUUCACGUUCCCCAGUUCAGACACCACAUGCAUCAGCCGAUGGUAGCGUGCCACGUCAUUGACUGCGUGCUGUCAGGCACCUGAUUGCUAUAACAUAGUGAUGUGGUUACCUGAUGGGUAUUUUACAUAUCUGGCAUGUGUCAGCAACGUCUGAGCAGAGGAACGUGUGUGUGUGUGUGUGUGUGUGUGUGUAGAUUUUAUUUUUCAAUUCCCUUGUCCAGUUGAUGGCGCCAGUUCUUCAGUAUAUAUCCCAUCUGGGACUACCCCAUAUCUGUGUUCCAUUGAUAGACUGAGAACUCAUUGUAAAGGAGCUUGAGAUCAUAAUUCUAACUUUAAAGAAACAAGUAAAAUAUAUUUCCCUAGGGUUUAAUAUUAGGAAGCAAUGAAAGGAUUAUUUGUAGCAUUAAUGACUGUGAAAGACGUGUGCAGCACAUCUAUUGCUCUUCGACUGUGUUUAGGCCAAUCCAACAAAGCAUUUCAUAGAUGCCAAUUGAAGAUUUGCGGAGUAGUCGUCACAUGAGAAUCUUAGGUCACAGUUAGGGCCUUAUUUGCCAAAGUACAUUGGAUAAUAAAACAAUAUUUAAAAAAAUAAUAAUAAUAGCAAUGGGUUUGAGAAAUAUGCAGGCAUUCGAGCAAUGUACAUACUGAAUAUUAAUCUGAGCCAUGAAUUGACUGACGUGAAUCUAGGGUCAAAUUGGAACAAGACUACUUGCUUUCUCCUGACUUUUGAACUAUUACACUACAUUUCUCUGGCAUUCAUGAAACGGUAAAGUAGCAGCAAGAAGUAAUCGUCGUAUUAGUCUUCCUGUCAUGGGUCUUUCUUAAAUGUGUUCCAGCUAUACCUAAGCCCCUAUGUGUGUGUCAUAACCAUGUAUUGACAAUGGAGACAGGAGGUUGGAGGGUUUGAACAUUAAUCUCUAACACCAUUAAGAUUGCCUUACAAUAUCUUCUGAACAGGAAAUUUAACUACGCUGUAGAUGCUUUCAUUUUUUUUUUACAUUCAUUGAUAGCCGGUUUUUGAAAAGGAAAAUACACCUAGCUAGCUACAUCCAUUUAGUGCCAUAGAAACCUUUAUUUGCCUUUAAGCAUGAUAGUCAUACUGUACUUGGUCAGUAGAAAAUGUGUUUGUUUGGACUCAUUUACUGUGGUAGCCAUGGUUAGAGUGAACAUUUAUUAUAUAUAUUUUUUGUUGUUGUUGGAAUGAUUAUUAAGUUCUGAUUUGAAGCAUUGCUGGCACAGAUACAGGUCAUGAUGUCAUUGGUGACUAAUGGUUUGAACCACUUAGUACUGAUCGUAGGAAGUGGAAAGCAAUCAUAGAAUAGAGUUGGUGGUAGUCUGGAGAAAAGAAUGGAUGGAAGAUUUAAAAUGACAGACUAUUUGUGUUGGCAUAAACUGAUAAUAAUAAUGAAUGGUUAUUUCUUUGCCCGUGGUUUGUAAUUAUUCUAGAACAGUUUUUGAUGUUUGCAGAUGUAUGGUUAACAGGGAAUAGAUUUACCUCGUCCUCGAUGGAUGCCCCUAUUCUUACUUGAAGUAUCUUUCAUAGAAUACAAAUGUAAAACUUUAAUUCACAGCAGAGCCUUUUAAAGGCAAAGGAACAAGUAUCUUGCAGUACCUACUACGUUAUAACACCGACCAUCUUGCUAGUUAUGUUUCCCAGUGGGACUGCUAAAAUCUCUGCUGGUUUUGCUAUUAUGGGAUGUGUCCCGAAUGGCACCCUAUGCCCUACAUAGUGCACUACUUUUGACCAAAGCCCUAUGGGGGGGCCUCGGGUCAAAAGUAGUGCACUAUAAUGGGAAUGGGGUGUCAUUUCGGUCGCACACAAAGAUCCUUUGGUGUAGAAGCACAUGCAUCCAUGUUGGUGGCACACUGCUCAAGGUUGCCUUGUGAUUGUUUUGGGGAUUUUGCCAUAUUUGUAAGUGGAAAAAUUGGGAUUUCACUUAUUACCGGUCUUGUCAGCUUGACUGUCACCUCCAAAACCAAAUAACGCUGUUAAUGAAUUACCUCCAUACCGGUUGGAGAGAAGAGAAAGGAAGAACACAGACGUCUACCUUGUUGUCAGUGUGAUUUCUACGGACCAAAUUAUGAGAGUUCUAGUAUGUGAAGGGCAGAAGAAUCUGUAAUUCAAUGGAGGUCAUGAGGAAAAGUAGUGUGAAAACACAUUUUAUAGUGGGGGGACUGCUAUGCAGUAAUUAUUUACCCCCUCAAGUUAGUGAACGUGGGAGGUUUUGUAGAGUUUCACUCAUGCUAGCUUUCCCCCUGCUUGUGGUCUCAUUACGUUUCUUCCAUCAUUUGGACCUGUGUGACAACCACCUCAGAGGUGGUUGGUGCCUUUUUUUAAAUGUUUUUUUUAAAAUGAAUGCUCUAUCUACCGCAUGGUCUUCCAGUUAUACCUCCCGGAAGCCUUAUGAAUGACAUGUAAAAGCAUAGAAGAGCGCAUCUCUCUGAAAAGAACAUUCUCAACCUACAGUAUGUGAUGUGAGCUAUAAUAAGCAACUCCUGUUUUACGUUCUUGGCCGAUUCUGUGUGCAUGCUAUGGGUCUCUGAGCUUGAGUCAUAUGGAGUGAACGAUCUGAACAAUCUCCUUUCUGAUGUUGAAUGCACCAAUAUUGAAGUAACUUUUUGAAAGCACAAAUCCAAAGAUGGACCCAUUAUUCUUUAAUGUCACCUCAAGGAUGGCUCUCAGUGCUGUGGCGGUUAGAGCCAAGAAUGGUGGUCAUGGAGAAUAGGAAAGCAUGGGAUUGGAUGGUCGGUAUCAGUACUGUAAAUGUAGUUUCUCCUGAAGUCUGAGCAUAUCAAUUCAGAUUGUUUCAGUUGUAUGUAUUUAAUUAAACUCACUAGCUGUAGAGAAUAGAUCAAGUUGUGGAAAUCCUAUUGGGGUACAGUAGUAAUGAUAAUGUGUUGGUUGUAACUGUUUGGAGUGUUUGUUGUAUUAGACUGAUUGAAAGUAGGGGUUUCUUAGUAGCAGUGUGUAGCGUUGAUAGUGUGACCGUGCUGUAAUAUAACAUGCGUUGUCUGAUAUUAGCAUAAGGGCGAGGUAGAUCGUCCUCUUUAAGCUUGCCUCUAUUUUUAUUUUUUAUGGUUGAAAAAGACGAGUGCAAUAAACCUUAUUUAUCAUUUUCUUCCUCAAGUAAAAGAACAUGACCUGCGUUUUUCAAGGCCAAAAACAAAAUAGACUUUCUGCGGCGGGCAGUAGGAUUGGAACCUUUCCUAGCUGCUUUGCGUCCAGAGAAGUGGCACUUGUUAGAAUCUAGAAUAUGGAAUUGCAUUCUUAGGACUGUGUGAUUUUGAUAUUUAAGUAUCAAAGCUGCUUGCUCAUAAGGGAGACCGUGUACAAGAUGAUUUGACUGGUAGAUCAACCAUGUGGUUUUUUGUAAUUGCAGUUGGAUGGCAUUUUAUGGAGUGAAUCUCCUUCAAUCUUUAAAUGUUUUGCUUGCGUGUGUACGUAUGCAUCGUCCUCCAUAUCAAAUGAUAUGGGGGUUUUUUUUGGACGUAAAUGAAGUGGUUUAAAGACAUGAUGAAAUACCUUCUUGUUUUCGAAAGAAACAUUAAGAGAGACUCCCCCCUAAUUCAUCUCACCCUCGCACACCCCCGUUUAGUAUCUUUCACAAUCUUACUACUUGCUCUGUGUGUGAUAAACUUGUUCAGUGAAGAUCAGAACAGCUUAAAAAAGUUGAGACAAUUUCCUGAACUCUAUGUAUAAUGUUGAGGGGGUGAAUGGCAUGUAUCCCUUAAUGUAAGUAGGCAGGCCUGUUUAAAUCAGACAUGUCGAUGACAAUGGAAAUUAAAAGGUAGCGAAUAAAGUGUACCAGUAUCGUAAGAUCAGCUCAGUGCCUAGGGUAGGACGUGUAUACCUACUGUAUACAUCUUUUUGACAUGUUGGAGGCCCUUUGACAUGUACUAUGUUGGAAGCCCGUACGAUAUUGGUUGUUCCCCUUGAAAUUCCCCUUUUUAAUCAGCUGAGGUAGGAAAUAUUCGAAAACCAUGUUAGCCAUUAUUGCAGUAAUUUGCUGUACAAGCAACUUCUACUUCACCCAUGAUGAUGUCUUUGGCCAGACAAUCUCUGGAGUAUCUCCAUAAUGGUGAUUCACCUCGAGCACAGUGAUUAGGACACGAUCAGUUGGAGGUACUCUAUGGCUUAUGUGCUCCCUGAGCAAUACAUGGGAAAAGGAUGUAUUCAUUGGGUAUAUCCUGUGAUAUUUGUUGGUCCUUCUGCUGUUUCUUUAUUUGUUCUGCAGCACCCUAACUGAAUGUAAACUGAUAAAGACCGACUAAGGGUUAGUUGCCUGUUUUACUCAGUGGCUUAUCUGUUGUAAAUACCUUGGAGUGGACCACAUACCAGGAGAGGGGGAGGAGUCUGAAUUAGGGCACAUGAUUAGUUAUAAUCAAAUGGUUUCUCAAUGCACCUUUAAAAAGAGAUUUGGUUUGUCCGCCAAACAUUCCAAUAGUUUUUGCAAGCUUUGCUGUUGGGUAACAAGUUCUAAACUUCUUUGCUGGUGAAUGGUAGUAUCUUUGACAGGCCUACAGGUUGCUGUACCCCCACCCCCCCCCCAGCGGAAGGAACAAUUCCCUAUUUUAACGCUUGAUUACCUCAUUUACAAACCUUCUAAUACUAUUCUACUGUGAGAAGAAAAGGCCAUCACCAGCAUGUGCUCUAGACGUGUGAUGGCAAUGACACCAGGACCAAUGAUGUAGCUCCAUUUCCAAAUUAAUGAAUUCAAACAUGGCCAGUCAAGGAAUAUAAACACGCCUCUCACUUACUACAAAUUCUAUAAGGUUGGUACAUUUAAUGGUAUUAUCCAUGUAAAUAAACUUGUUUGCAUUUCUUGCGGUUUUCAGUAGAAGCAUUUUUCCUACCUCCUAUAAAUUGCAGCUUUGAGUUAAUCUCCACCUGUUUUGACAAACAAACAAAUACACAGUAGCCUAUGAGAACCUUAGCAUUUUGCCAUGAACAAUUAUAAUUCAACAUGUGUGCUUGAUUGUAUGUAUAAUUGUGUGUUCAACAUGAAAUUAUUUAUGAAAAACGUAGAAAAUAGCACUGGGAUGUGAAGCCAGACUGUGUUAUGACGCUGAUAACGAAUGUCUUCUACCCACGCUAGACAUUAAUUUUGACUGAUGUGCUCCUUGCAUAGCAAACCCCCUUCUUUUUGGGAUGAAUUACAUGAAUGAGUACAUUGGCAUUUUCUGUUUGUCUUUGUCUUGAACCGAUGUACAAAUGUUUUCAUGUUGUGCUCUACAUCUCAGUUAAAGUUUACAGCUUCCUGGAAUGUGAAUGUUUUGUUGGGUUAGUUAUUGCAUACGUAUGUAUGUAUGUAUGUAUGUAUGUACGUACAGCUGGUUUGGUACUAUCAUAAUAUAUAUUUUUCACAGGUUGUCAUGGGGGAGUCAGGUUAUAUGCACAUUGUUAUAUUCUGUACGUGGGUGAGUUUUGUUCCCCUCAAGCCGUAUGCCUUCAAAAACACUAAUCCACUCCAAACCAAACUGUUGGUAGGUGUUUGCCUCCCCACCAUAAUCUCUGUAUAGCUGCUUUAAUUCCAUGUGAAUAGGGGACCAGUGAGAGGUCAGGUAUCUGACCAGACAGACCCUUGCCCUGCCCCCACAUUCCAUUCACCCCACUAUCCCUCCAAAACCUCAAGCCAUUUCUUUAUUUGACAAUGCAAUCGAUCCUGAAAGCACUUUGCCUUGUUAUUCCAUUGUGUGGACAAUAUGUAAAUGGUAAUUUGUUAUAGAAAUGUAAAAGAUAAUUCACAAUUUUGGAAGAAUCUGCAUCUGUCUUUGACGCUAAAAUGAUUUUAAAGGAUUUAUUAAACAUUUGAACCUAACUCUAUUUUAUACAAUGUUUGCUGCAGCCAGUUGGUCUUGUCAUUCAGUAUUGUGGCUUAGGGUUGGUUGUGUGUUUUAAAUAAAGUGCUAUUGCUGAAUAUUCAA
Molecule: messenger RNA, 12060 nt
Organism: Salmo salar (Atlantic salmon)
Lineage: Eukaryota; Metazoa; Chordata; Actinopteri; Salmoniformes; Salmonidae
Product: serine/threonine-protein phosphatase 6 regulatory ankyrin repeat subunit C
Molecular function (GO): protein binding
Source: RefSeq, a predicted model, not a curated record